Messenger RNA from Larimichthys crocea (large yellow croaker), 6520 nucleotides. RefSeq names its product ubiquitin like with PHD and ring finger domains 2 (gene uhrf2). The transcript has 16 exons. NCBI's taxonomy places the organism in Eukaryota, Metazoa, Chordata, Actinopteri, Sciaenidae. Gene Ontology annotation, molecular function: protein binding; ubiquitin protein ligase activity. The record is from RefSeq and is a predicted model, not a curated record. Gene Ontology annotation, biological process: protein ubiquitination; negative regulation of gene expression via chromosomal CpG island methylation. Bases 249 to 3011 code for a protein of 920 amino acids.
CUUGGCGCCGCGACCUCAUGUGAGACACCUCCUGCGCGAGAGCCAGUCCGACGUUUACCUCUGCAGAGGAAAACGCAAUGGAGCCCUGAACAUUUUUUUCUUUCCCUCCCCUCUCUUUUUUUUCUAUCUCCUUUAACCUCCCCCCCCCCUUUCCCUUCACCCCCUUGGAAAACAAUACUUCCCCCAUCUGAAAUCCCGCUUUAUCCGCUAUUUAUUUGACGCGUAAACAAACAAGGGCGGGUGCAACGAUGUGGAUCCAGGUUCGUACUAUAGACGGGAAGGAGACGCGAACCGUUGAGGAUCUUUCUAGAUUGACCAAAAUUGAGUCUUUACGCUUGAAAAUACAGGACAUCUUCAAUGUAAGCCCGCAGCAGCAGCGCUUGUUCUACAGAGGGAAGCAGAUGGAAGAUGGCCAGACGCUGUUCGACUAUAACGUGGGUCUCAAUGACAUCGUCCAGCUGCUGAUUCGCUCACAGACCGACCCCCCAGACAGCCCCGCCACCAAGGACUCCCGCGGUGUUUCUUGUAGUUCAGCUCCACCUCCUGACCCCAGGUCGGAAAGCCACAACUCCCCAGCUCCUGCCUCUCCCGCUGCUAUGGAAACCUCCGCCAACAUAGACAAUGACAGUAGCAGCGUCACUACCAGCACUGUUAACGAAACCAAGCCGGACACCAGCGCCAUCAGUAACUCAGCCAGUACCAAAAAUGGGUUCAAGUCCUCCAGUCCCGUACGGGACACCCAGCCCCCCACAUCCAGCAGAAACACACUAUCCGACCCUGGAAUCGGUGUGUACAAGAUUAACGAGCUGGUGGACUGCAGAGACGUCAGCAUCGGUGCCUGGUUUGAGGCCUGCGUCGAAAAUGUGACACACGCUCCCAAAGGACAGAUAACGCCCACCAAGGGCAAGGUGGGCCGGCCCCCAAAAAGGACUAAUGGAAAGCUGGAGGCCGAGCAGGGACAGGCCCACGGCCAGAGCCAAACCACAGACAGUAACAGGAAUAAUGUUGUGUUAAGCUCUGAGAGUAAUGGAGCCUCCACCUCUCAGACAGACUCUACAGCGAAUACAGAGACCAAGGAUAGAGAAGAGGACGUGAUUUACCACAUUAAAUAUGACGAUUACCCAGAGAACGGUGUGGUGGAGAUCCGACCGGUGCAUGUGCGGCCACGUGCCAGGACUCUCCUUCGGUUUGAUCAGCUCCAGGUGGGCAUGCAUGUGAUGGUCAACUACAACAUGGAGACGCCAGACGAGAGGGGCUUCUGGUUCGACGCCGAGAUUCAGGCCGUCAACCAGACCUCUCGCACCAACAAAGAGCUCCGAGUCAAAAUCCUCCUGGGCGGUCCUGGAGAUGUAAUCGGGGAUUGUAAAGUUCACUUUCUGGAUGAAAUCUACCAGGUGGAGAAACCAGGAGCUCGUGCGCUCUCAGCCGCAGAUGGACAAUUUAAACGGAAGAGCGGGCCGGAGUGUAAGCACUGCAAGGCCGACCCCGACGCCGAGUGUCGCUUCUGCUCCUGCUGUGUGUGCGGCGGGAAGCAGGACGCUCACAUGCAGCUGCUGUGCGACGAGUGUAACAUGGCAUUCCACAUCUACUGCCUCAACCCGCCGCUGGCCACUAUCCCAGAUGACGAGGACUGGUACUGUCCCACCUGCAAGAACGACACCAGUGAGGUUGUUAAGGCAGGAGAGAAACUCAAAGCCAGCAAGAAGAAAGCCAAGAUGCCUUCGGCAACAACAGAGAGUCAAAGGGACUGGGGAAAGGGUAUGGCCUGUGUGGGGCGUACCAAGGAGUGCACAAUUGUUCCUUCAAACCACUAUGGACCCAUACCUGGUGUUCCUGUUGGAACCACCUGGAAAUUCAGAGUUCAGGUGAGUGAGGCAGGUGUUCACAGGCCGCAUGUUGGUGGUAUCCACGGGCGCAGUAACGAUGGCUCCUAUUCGCUGGUGUUGGCUGGGGGCUUUGAGGACGAAGUGGAUCGGGGAGAUGAGUUCACCUACACAGGCAGCGGCGGUCGUGACCUCUCAGGAAACAAACGGAUCGGAGAACACUCUUUUGACCAGACCCUGACACACAUGAACAGGGCGUUGGCCUUAAACUGUGAUGCACCUCUGAACGACAAGGACGGGGCAGAGUCGAGGAACUGGCGGGCAGGAAAGCCAGUGAGAGUGGUGCGCAGCUCCAAAGGUCGGCGCAUCAGCAAAUAUGCUCCCGAGGAGGGAAACCGCUACGAUGGUAUUUACAAGGUGGUAAAAUACUGGCCUGAGAUCGGUAAGUGUGGUUACCUUGUGUGGCGGUACUUGCUGAGACGGGACGAUAUGGAACCAGCACCGUGGACCCCUGAAGGACUGGAGAGGAUCCAGAAAUUGGGCCUUGCUGUUCAGUACCCACCAGGCUACUUGGCAGCCAUGGCUAACAAAACAAAAAAAGAGGCCUGCGCCAGACCAGGUCGUGGCGGCAGGAGUAAGCACUAUCCCGGGAGGGGGAGGCCACGGAGACAACGCAAGAUCAAGGAGAAAGAGGAGAACGGCGAGGAAGACGAUGAGGAGCAGCCGAUGGCCAGCAUUGAGGAAGAGGAGCCGCAGAGUAACGGAGAGAAGAAGACAACCAGAGAUAGUGCAGAGUCGCCACCAGCGGCAGAGCCUCCCUCCAAACGGGUGAAGAUAGAGGAGACCUUCCAGCUGUCAGAGCAGCAGCAGCAGCUGAUCCGGGAGGACACAGCCAACAAGAAACUCUGGGAUGAAGCCAUGGGAAACCUUAAAGAGGGACCGAAUUUCCUGCGCAAGAUGGAGCAGAUCUUCAUGUGUGUGUGCUGCCAGGAGCUGGCCUUCCAACCUAUCACCACCGUCUGCUCACACAAUGUUUGCAAGACUUGUCUCCAGCGGUCGUUUCGUGCGAAGGUGUACACCUGCCCCGCCUGCCGCCACGACUUGGGCAAAGACUACAUCAUGAUCCAAAACGUGACGCUUCAGAUGCUGCUUGACCAGUUCUUUCCCGGCUACAGCAAGGGCCGAUGAGGUCGAAAUCACGUUUCUAAGUAGAAUACGUACAUACACGCACAUAAGCAUUCAUUCUGUGCACACACCUAUACCGUCAAGUACCUAGAGCUCCACUUUAAAACGCAUUGCGCACACAUACUGUACUUACCCACGGGCAAAUGUAUAUUGCAUAUACAGCCAUUUAUGUAUACAAUCAUUCAUACACAAGCAACCUCAGUAGGGACUGACCUCAUCUGUUAAACUUGGACUGUCUUCAUUAACAUCACCAGCCUGAAAUUUAAACAAGGACAUUUUUUAUCCUCCUUACUCCUGCCACCUAAACGCACACAAAGAUAAACGCACAAAAAGGAGCCCCCACCCACCCCCCACCCCCAAUUCACCUCAAGAUAUUAGCUCUUUUUUUUGUUCUUUUUUUUUUUUGUUCACCAGGUUCCAGAAAUUGACAAACAGCACAUUGUUUGAGUGCAAAUUUCUCCCCGGCAAUAUCAUGAAAUCAGCCACUAGACUCCUGCCAACCUUUACACAUUUUAUGUACCAUGUAUGCAAGUUUUACACCCAAAUACGGAGCUGAGCUACUUCGUGUACGUGCAGUAUUCUACUCAGCUGGCAAAUAAAGGUGCUAGUUUAAUACAGUCAUUUUUAGGCACAGCGGGACUGGCAAUUUCACAAGGUUACAGAAGACACACGAUACGAGAUCACCCCCCCCCCCAUAGCAUUAAAUAUGAGCAAGUAGGUCACGUGACUGAGAGAUGCCCACAGAGUUGGUAAAAUUAGGAAAGUCAAGAAUUAACAUGUAUUUGUACAUGGAAAUGAAGCACACAGUGUUUUAUGCCCUUGAAGCACUUUAUCAAUGACAUGUGCCGCAGACUUUAUUUUGUAGGUUAAUCUGAGCACACACUAGCAUCCUGCUAGCUGCUCAUGUCACUUGGAAUAAUGCCAUCGCCAUGCCUUGAGCUAAUAAGAAGCAAGCAAACGUCUCACCAGAGAGAUACCAGGGCAUUUGCAGAGAACAGAUAUUUUGGCAGCUGUGUCUGAAUGGCAGCGUUACAUACUUAUUAAUGAACACAACAAUUAUCAACAGGCGCAUCUGUCUACUUGGAUUUCAUUUGGAAUAAAUAAAAAAAAAGGCAUUUAAUCCAUUAACAUACCAAAGAGGUUGUAGAGCAGGUCAGGAGCAAAUACCUUUAGAAAUAUGCUUUAAAAAAAGUCAUUUGUAGUGAGAAAUCACUCCUACAAAAUAAAAUACUUCUAAAGUAUCAAACUAAUUAUCAUCUUUCUUUAGCAAAGCACUUUUUGUCCCCAUUUCCAAGCACCUAAAAUGGCACUAUUAAAUCUCUCCCAUAAGUGCUGUUGAAAACCUCUGAUACUAUUGAAAUCAUUAUAAAACAUUAAUGUCAAGACAUUUAUGAAUGAAGUUCUCGCUUCACUACUUUAAAUGAGUAUGUUUUACUAGAGAAAUAUUGUAAUUGAUGUGAUAAAUUUCAAGCUUAACACGCAGCUCCCUGAAAUGCUCGAGAAGCAUGUGGUGCUUGUGUAGAAGGGCACACUGGUUUCACACCGGUGUUACCAAGCAACCACAAUCAAGCCACCAAAGAUGGUUAGCAUAUAUUGUGCUCAGCAGAUAUUCAUCCACUGUCGGUGUUUCUGUUAGAUUUAGAAUAGCUUUAGAUAUCCAGCACGAUCUGCUUCUCCGUCAUUGCGGAAAAAGCAGUGUGACGAGCGAUUGCACGGCCAGGAUGAUGUGAGUUAUUUGUUGUCGCGUUACAUCCGAUGGAGAAAAUGGAGCCAGGUGGUGAAAAAAAGAGGCAAUUUAUUUCUAUUCCCUGACAAAGAGCUUUCUAAUCAACACGAUGGUUAUGUGGGUGUAGUUAUAUGGACAUCAUCAGAGGUUCAGGGAUGCCACAAAAAUGCACUGAUACUGUCAUGAUACUGCCAUUGUUUUUGACCAGACCAGAACACUAGAACAAGACAACAGGAGAUACAUAAUACUUUUUUUUAUUGAUUCUUUUUUUUUAAAAAUUGGUACAUUGGCAAAAGUUGGCAUCCAGUGCCCAGUUAGUUUCCGAAUGUUAACUGUCAAUCAGAAAUUUACUGAUUUUAAAAUUCUAAUUUUGUCUGUGUUUAAACAUUUAGUGCUUAAAAAUUCAUAGCCCUCAAGGUUAAGCAUUGAAAAGGUUUUGUUCAGUUCAGAAUCAGAUUUUUGACACACGUGAGAGUUCACUGGUUGUAUUUCAAUACAUGUAUGUUUCAGUAGACCUGGAUACAAUGUUAUGUUGAAAAUAUAGUAGAAAGCACUUAAGGUCAGAAAGCAAAAGGCAAAUGGAUCUCCACUGAUUUAAUCCUUAUAGUUUAUGUUUGUGUUCCGGAGACGGAGGCAAGUUUGAGAUAUUACAGGAGAAAACCUGAAAGCAUACACACGUGUCUGUGCUGAAUACGUAGAUCUUAAAUACGUAAAGACAGAAAUCGAUUUUUUUUUACACAGUUUGUUCCAAAGAAAACUAGUUCUUUUAUUUUGGAUAUGCUGGAUACCAUUAGGAGCAUUUGUGACACAAGGGUAAUAUGUUGUAAUGCAGCGAGCCUUGGUUUAGGAUUUUGUUUGAGUUUUCUGGCUACAUUAGUUUCAUAAAGCUACGUGGAUGUUUUCAUGUGUCAAACCAUGGUCCGAAAUAUAAAUCGGCAUUAAACGGCAGCUGUGAACACAGGCUUUUUAAUUCUUGUACAACAGGCCUGAACAAAGCUCAAGACUAUUUCUUGAAUAUUUUUAAGCUACUUUUGUAUGCUUACCUUUACUAUUCUGUGGAUCCAGCAUGACCAGUAAAGAUCUGCCCACGCCAAACCUUUAUAAGCCCACUAUAAGUAUACCUCCACCUUUGUUGUAUAUUAUGCCCCAAAUAAUUUGAUAAUCUUAAAUCUUUUUUAGCUUUGUUACCAUGUAAUGUCCACUGUACUCAUAUGUGUUCAGGUGUCUUCAUGUGUAAUACAAGCAAUCCUCAAUUAAAAUUUUUUUUUCUAUCUCGAGCAACUGACAUGGAGUCACAUAUUUUCCGGUGCUGAUAUGGUACUUUAAAAUGUCCUGGGUUGGCAGGUCUGAUAGGAGUUAAAACAACAAUAAAAAAAAACAUCUCAUGGAGCAAAAUCUCUGCACUGAUUUGCGAUCCAGACCUGGAGGGCGCUGAAUUUCAGAUCACGUAUCUCAAAAAUGGUUUCAACUGUUCAGUUGCUUUUGUGGGAAACUGUAGCCCCCACGUUCACCGACAUCAUCACGUUCACCUGUACCUGCCUCCGAAAGGCGUCACCAUGUUUAGUGUAGAGCAGAGCUGAAAUAACACGCUGCUGUACACUGUCCGUUUAUUAUCGCUCUCGUCAGGUCAGAGGUCGAAAACUGUCUGUCUGACCACCAACACCACCACCACCCUCGCGGUUGUUACUGUCACUUCCUCCCCUCUCAUUGGCCGGCUGUUUGUUUGUGGUGAUGUCCUUGUUUCUGUUCAAUCAUUCAGGAUUUUUUUUUUUUUUAAAUCAACAAC